Rhopalosiphum padi (bird cherry-oat aphid) is the source of this 1256-nucleotide messenger RNA. RefSeq names its product protein SCO1 homolog, mitochondrial (gene Scox). Bases 319 to 1155 code for a protein of 278 amino acids. Gene Ontology annotation, biological process: mitochondrial respiratory chain complex IV assembly. The transcript is spliced from 5 exons. NCBI's taxonomy places the organism in Eukaryota, Metazoa, Arthropoda, Insecta, Hemiptera, Aphididae. The record is from RefSeq and is a predicted model, not a curated record.
GGAAAGGAAAUAAAGAUUUAUGAUAAAAAAAAAUUGAAGUAUAAUAAUUAUUUAAUAAUAUAUAACAUUAUUUUAUUAUUCGUGGGUAAAAAGUUUUCUAACAUUAAGUAUAAAGUUUAUUUUUGACUCCUCAUACGUCAUAAUUUUACUACAUCUAAUCGAAAAACGUACCAUACAAAAUUAUUCUUCAAGUGUGCAAAUACCAGUUUUUUGCGAAGUUUAAAAUCAUACAUAUAAAAUAAAGAUAAAAUUCAAUCAAAGUAUUUAAAAAAGUGUUAACAACAUUUAUUUAGUGGUUUUUAAAAAUUUUUAAUAGUCAUGUCAUUUUGUUCCAGAAGAAUUUUUCAACGAUUCCAAAUUAAUCAAAUUUCAAAAUUCUACUUUAGUAAUGUGUCAGGAGGACCAAAUAAACAUGAAUUUCCAAAACGUAAUAAAACAAUAUUUGGAAAGGAUAGUCCAAUUACGUGGAAAACUGUAGGAAUUACUGGUAUUUUAGGAGCGGGUAUGGUCACAUACUUGUUAUAUCUUAAAGAAGAACAAGAAGAAAAACAAAGACGAGAAAGAAAACGUCAGCUAGGAAAAGCACAAAUUGGAGGUCCAUUUGAAUUACUUGAUGGAUCCAACAAUAUUGUAAAAAGUGAACAAUUUUUGGGGAAAUGGAUGCUCAUCUAUUUUGGGUUCAGUCAUUGUCCAGAUAUAUGUCCUGAUGAAUUAGAAAAAAUGGCGUUAGUUGUUGAUAAUCUUGAAAAAGAAGACAUGAACACAGGCAUUCAAGGUAUUUUCAUAACUGUAGAUCCAGACAGAGAUACUCCUCAAAUAGUAGAUAAAUACAUAAAGGAAUUUUCUCCAAAAUUCAUUGGUUUAAGUGGUACAUCAGAUCAAAUUCAGCAAGUGUGUAAAAGAUAUAGAGUUUAUUAUAGCCCUGGAAAGAAAGAUGUUGAUAAUGAUUAUAUUGUGGAUCAUACAAUCAUUAUGUACUUGGUCAAUCCAGAAGGUGAAUUUAUAGAUUAUUUCGGACAAAAUAAAACUGCCCCUGAAAUAGUAGAACACAUUUUAUUACACAUGUUUAAAUUCAAACAAGAAAAAGGUUCAUUAUUGAGCAGCACUUUAGAAAAGAUAAACUCAUUUAGUGGAAAAAAAAUUGCUACAUCUUAAACGUAUAUUUAAAUUCAAUAAAAAUUUUUAUACGUUUAGACUAACUUCAGUUGUUGUUAAUUGUUACAAUAAUUUUAAAUAAAUACAUCAAUUUUAAAAAA